AUGGCUUCUCCUUGUUCUCUUCUUAUUAUAGCUGACGUGGUUAGACUCCUUUUUAGUUUAAAUACUCAGCAAAUAAUUCUGAGGAAAAUCAAACAUCCGAUUCAAGUAUUAACAAUAACAACGAAUCAUGUCAUCGCCAAUAUUAUUCUUUGCACUGGUAAUCAUAUUACUAGUAUUGGAGCAGCACCGCAGUCUCCCAAUGGAGGAGGAGAGGGUAGCCACUCCAAUGAUCACAAUCAUCAACAAAAAAGGAAAGUUGCUAGUCCAUUAAUAAAACAGGGCCAUGAACACAAACAAUACCAACACAACCAACGACAAAUAUAUUGUGGCAAAGAUGUCGUUGCCUAUGCUCAAUUAACCAGUAAUGAAAAUCAACUCGGCAAUACCAUCCUUUCAUUUGAAAAUGUUAAAGGAUCAGAACGUAUAACAGUUACUGGCUGUAAUCAAACGAAAAUUCGAGUUGAAGAAAGUGGAGUCUACUUUGGUGUAUGGACUACACAACUGGGAUUGACCUGCAGCACCGGUGAAGUAUUCUCCUACGUACGUGUCAAUGGAAAAGAUACUGUCUUCUCUAACUCUGGUCAAACACAAAGUCGAGGACAAACAUCUCUGCUUGUUCCACAAUUAGUUCAACGUUUUCAUCGAAAUGAUAUUCUGCAAGUUGUACAGUACACAAUUGAUACGGAUGGAGAAACUGGUGCAUUGGCCUUGCAAUCGAAGGAUGAACCUCGUGCACCAUCUGUCCUCUUCUCAGCGAUCCGUGUCAGCAGCGAUGGGCCGUAUGCGCAGUUAGUCGGUUCACAAAUUGAAUAUGGUACAAGUGGAAGUGUCAUUCCAUACGAUGAUUUUCAAGAUAAGAAGUCUGUACAUCGAAUUCGUCUCAGUGCAGAGAAUACAUGUAACAAUGGAGUGAUUGAAUAUGAAGAAGAUGGUCUUUACUACAUUCAAACGUCUCUAUAA
Messenger RNA from Didymodactylos carnosus, 960 nucleotides. Lineage: Eukaryota; Metazoa; Rotifera; Eurotatoria; Philodinida; Philodinidae. The record is from the annotation of a GenBank genome assembly.